AUGGCCGCUGCUCGGUGCUCCUCGUUCCCUGCUCUCUGCGUGGUGGUAGUAGUAGUGGUACUCAUCGGCGGCUGUGGCGCUGCGUCCGGCGCGGACGAAGAAGGGCUCAUCCACCUUCACUUCUACUUCCAUGAGGUCAACGCCGGCACGCCCAACGCCACCGUCCUCAACGUCGCCAGCCUGCACAAGAACUCGUCCACGUUCGGGGACCUGAACGUGUUCGACAACGCGCUGCGGGCGGGGCCGGACCCGGCGUCGCGGUUGGUCGGCAGAGCGCAGGGCCUGGCGCUCCACGCGUCGCUGGACGAGUCCGGCGGGCUCACGGCCAUCACCUUCGCCUUCUCCGACUACGGCGCGUACAGCGGCAGCACGCUGGCGACGCUGGGCCACAUCGGGGUGUCUGGCCCGGCGGAGCGGAGCAUCGUCGGCGGCACGGGCAAGCUCCGGUUCGCGAGAGGGUACAUGGUCAGCAGCCUCCUCAGCUCCACGAACACCUCCAUCGUCGUCGUCUUUGACAUGUACUUCACCCUGGGUCGCUGA
Triticum turgidum subsp. durum (durum wheat) is the source of this 540-nucleotide messenger RNA. The record is from the annotation of a GenBank genome assembly. Lineage: Eukaryota; Viridiplantae; Streptophyta; Magnoliopsida; Poales; Poaceae.